ACCUCAACCUUUUGUCUUCACUUCCUUUUGCAGUUCCCGCUCUCUUCUGCUCUGAAAAUCAAACCAAAAAAAUCACUGAAAAAAAAAAAAAAGGGUUGUGUUUCUUCCAAUCUUCUCCACCAUGACGACGAGUUCACUCAGCUGGGUAGCUCAGCACUGAGUCAUCACAUCGUCUCGCUCAAAUCAUCAACCUAUGGCCUCCUCACCCUCGACCCACCUCCACCUCCAAACCAUCCCACUACCCCACCAACCCCACCUUCUCGUUUCACUCUCGGCUCCAUCUUCCCAACCCCAUUAUCCGAACCCAAAUCCCUUUGGUCCGAACCCAGACCUCCCCGAACCGACCCGGAAGUCAUUAACUCCUGGGAACUCAUGGCCGGUCUCGACGCCGACAGUUUCCGAUUCUCCCCAAUCCCACCUCCCAAACCCUUCGCUGUUAGAGACCCAAUCGCCGCCGCCGGCGCCGAUAAAGAGAAUUCGAACCCCAAUCGGAAUCUCAAACCGCUAAACGACGACGUAUUGAGACCACCCUCGAAGAGGAAUUUGCUGCUUCUGGAUCGGUUCGAGAAUAUAUGCCCGUCGAGUGGUAGGAAACUAGUUUACAACUUAUAUGGAGUUGGUUUCAGGGACCUACUAGAUUAUUAUUUGAUUUCUGGGUCCCUUUUAUUUAGUAAUUAAUAUUAUGUAUUCUCACCCAAAAAUAAAGGUAAAAUA
This is a messenger RNA of Ziziphus jujuba (common jujube), 714 nucleotides long. RefSeq lists its product as uncharacterized. NCBI's taxonomy places the organism in Eukaryota, Viridiplantae, Streptophyta, Magnoliopsida, Rosales, Rhamnaceae. The transcript has a single exon. The annotation marks the transcript as partial. The record is from RefSeq and is a predicted model, not a curated record.